UUGGGCCUUAGACCGUCGAUAUCAAUCGGAGGCUUCUCAUGUGGAUGGAUUAGUCGAGUCGUUCAAACACGGUUAAUGCAAAUUUUCGUGAACUUUGAAGAACACAAAAGCGGCCAUCUCUGUCAUGGCCAUUUCUCAAUUGAAUCAGCUAUAUGCAUCUGCUUCUCCUACUCCUCACGAAAAAGGCAGAACAUGUAGAUACGCGGGUCAAGCAGUGAGAGCUCUUCCUAUACGAGUAAUAACAGUUGGGAAAAAGAGAUCAGAAGGUGUUCGACUCUUGGUCGAUGAAUACAAAACCAAGCUUAAACCUUAUUGCUCCUUUGAAGAUUCAUUGGUUCGCUCCAAUCCUCGAAAUGCUCAGGAUGUUAGAGCUCAGGUUGAGGAUGAAGAGGUGGCUAUGAUGAAGCUUAUUGGGUCUGAUGAUUGGGUUGUGGUGCUUGACGAGAGAGGCCGUGACAUUGAUUCAGAGGCCAUGGCUGAGUUACUAGGGGAUGCCGGAAAUAGUGGAGCUUCGCGGAUCUCGUUUUGUAUAGGUGGAGCUUAUGGACAUGGAAGACAAGUGAGGAAGCGAGCUAAUGUGACCAUUAGACUUUCCUCCAUGGUCCUGAAUCAUCAGAUUGCUCUUGUGGUGCUGAUGGAACAGCUUUACAGGUCAUGGACUAUUCUCAAGGGACAAAAUUACCAUCAUUGAUGAUGCAUGGAUCUCUACUUUUUGGUUGCUUUAUCGUGUACAAAGAAGCUGCAUUGCUAAAAAGCUUCUCUGCUGGUAGUUGUAUGAGAAAUUGUAUAUUGUACGACGGAAGUUUGCUAUCCAAAUUUGUUUGCUUCUGAUCUAGAUUAGAUUCUUGUCGUCGAGUGGGACUUCUGUUUUUGUUUGUUGCAUAACUAUUGUUGUGGUCAUAUAAGGAUUGAAUGAAUGCGGAAGCAAAUG
Messenger RNA from Arabidopsis arenosa, 931 nucleotides. Lineage: Eukaryota; Viridiplantae; Streptophyta; Magnoliopsida; Brassicales; Brassicaceae. The record is from the annotation of a GenBank genome assembly.